CUGAUCCUCCACGGACGACCACUUCGGCCUUGCAGUCUCCUGCCCUCGAGCCUUCUUAGCAGGCACUCCGACACAACAGGCACAGGCAUUAAUACAGGGCUGGUCCCUUGUCGCUAAUCACCUCUAACCAUGCUCUCCCUUGGCGCUGUCAGCCUUUGCGCGUUUCUGGUCCAGUCUGGCUUCGCCGCCGCUCAGCUUGUGUCGGCAAGCGAUCUAGCCUCGCAGUACUCUCUCACGACCAGCACCAGUAUACCCUUCCCUACCGCCACACUUUCCAACAACGAUGCGCAAUCGUUCAUCGUCGACGGCUGGUCUCUCAGCAAAGGCCGCAUUCAGAACGGGGCAAGCGAUGUCGCGUUCGUUCAAGAUCCGUUCCCGAACAACCCAGUGCCUGGCUCCAGCGGCUCAUCUGGACCUGUCCUUGAGGUAACUUACCCGGAAGGCAGCUUUUCUCACGACACAGGCGGCGCGCAGCUAUACUCCCUCUGGAACACAACAGAUGGCUCGACAUUCAAUUCAAUGCUGGUAACAUAUGAAGUUGCAUUCGACGCCGGCUUUAACUGGGUCAUGGGUGGAAAGCUGCCCGGAUUGCGAGGCGGACUUGACCCGGACGGGUGUUCGGGUGGUACGGCAGCCAACGGGUCCAACUGUUUCAGCUCUCGUCUGAUGUGGCGUAAGAGCGGAGAAGGAGAGGUCUACGCGUACAUAAUCGAGAACAACGCUCUCUGCUCUGACUCUAAUGUCUUGUGCAACCAGGACGGCUUCGGUACGAGUAUCGAUCGCGGUUCAUAUAGUUUUGCUGCCGGCCAAUGGAAUCUCGUCACAAUGCUUGUGCGCCUGAACGACCCUCUGGACGGAUCUAACGGUCAGGUUGUCCUCUACUACAAUAAUGUUCAGGCCGUUGAUCAACAAGGGCUCCAGCUCCGUACAAAUGAUGACAUCGACAUUGGUGGACUAUACUUCUCUACCUUCUUCGGCGGAAACGAUUCUUCCUGGGCUACCCCCAUGACGACUCAUACCUACUUUCGCAAUAUACAGCUGUGGGGCAGUUCUGCGGCAUCGAACCUCACAGGUUCGACCAAUGCUGCCGCUUCGCUUUCCAUCGGCCAAGCAACCAGAUGGCUUCUUACGGUCCUGUCUGGUGUUGUCGCCACACUACUUGGCGGGAUUAUUUAGACCUGCACUCACAUACCUAUGGACUCUCAUAUGCAUAGUUUCACAUAUCGGACUUGGAAUCUCGCGUUCAUACAUUCGCUUUUGUAGACUGUAUCAUGAUAAGUAUAUCCAAGCUCAGCCACAGAUCUCCUGUAAAUUUUCAUGUAGCUUCUAGUUUGUAUAGGUUUUCCAUUGGACGGGCCUUAAUACUCGUGUCCAAAUGCGCAUGUGUGCGUCGAAUAAACACGGGACCCUAAGAGACCGCGGGUGGUUUCGCGUG
Messenger RNA from Phanerochaete carnosa HHB-10118-sp, 1435 nucleotides. Its product is annotated as polysaccharide lyase family 14 protein. The transcript has 5 exons. The record is from RefSeq and is a predicted model, not a curated record. The coding region runs from base 130 to 1176 and encodes 348 amino acids. Lineage: Eukaryota; Fungi; Basidiomycota; Agaricomycetes; Polyporales; Phanerochaetaceae.